Hydatigera taeniaeformis is the source of this 3321-nucleotide messenger RNA. Lineage: Eukaryota; Metazoa; Platyhelminthes; Cestoda; Cyclophyllidea; Taeniidae. The record is from the annotation of a GenBank genome assembly.
GUGGAAAUCUUCUACCGACCGCAGUCGCUGAUUUAUGCGAAGGAGACUGGGUGGGAGCGUCUGGGCAGCCAGAUCACCGACUCCAACGGUCGUCUCACAUUUCAACUAUCUGAAGCUUCUCGACUGCCAGUGGGUCUGCAUCGCAUCCAACUCAUUCCCAUCAUCGGUGAGCCUGACGAACAGGCAGUAGAACUUACUCUUGCUAUCGUUCCACCCAACUGUGACGUCGUCAUUUGUAGCAUCGAUGGCUCCUUUGCUGCCAGUCUCUCCCUCAUGGGAAAGGAUCCGAAGGUGCGACCAGGCAGUGUGGACAUAAUGCGCCAUUGGUAUGCGCUGGGCUACCUCCUCAUAUACAUCUCGGCGCGACCGGAUAUGCAGCACCGCCAAGUCGCCUCGUGGCUCGCUCAGCACAACUUUCCACCAGGCCUCACAUUCUUUCUUGAUGGCAUCUUCACUGACCCCUUACGGCAGAAGGCCAUCCUCCUUAAAUCCCUUGUUGAACAGAACCAAUUAUCCGUGCACUGCGCCUACGGGUCGGCAAAGGACGUGCCAAUUUACCGAUCAUUGGGCCUUCAAGCACAUCAAAUAUUUGCGGUGGGAAAACUUUCCCGCCGUCAAGCUCUAGAAGCAACUCCAAUUCGAGAGGGCUACACUUCUCACUUCAAGGAGCUGAUGGACCAGAAGCAUCUCUCGAUUCCGGCCACAGGACCACUAAGCGCAGCGGUGCUGCGAAACGCGGCUGAGCUUCUCCAUUCCUCUGCUCCGCCGUCCGCGAAAUCCACUGUCUUCUUUGACCUGCCGGGAACGGUGGUUGACGUUGUGCCCAUGUCCGUACCCUCGUCGCCUCCGGCGCACCACCAUGAAUUUAUUAAACAAGCACAACACUAUGAAAAUAUAAAGGACUAUGGCUUGGCAGUGUUCUACUACGUAGAGGCAGUUCAGGCAUGGUUGAAUGCCAAAAAUGCAGGUUCUACGAAUCCUGAUAUUUUAGCUCUUGCACGCUCUUACACAAGACACGCCGAGGAGCUGGUUGAGAAGAGAGAUGCAAUGGGGUCGAUUGCGAAAGUGCCGCAGCAAAACAUGGAAGUUGAACGGGCGAAGUGCCUUCUCAAUGAAGCACUGGAAGCCGAUGAACAGGAAAACUCUGCGGAUGCCCUCAAUCUAUACAGUCAAGCUAUUGAAAUACUCUUGAAAGUGCGUAACGAAACAAGCGAUCGGGCAUUUCGUGAAAAAGUUGAACGGUUGGCCAAACAAGCGCUAGAUAGGGCAGAGGCGCUGAAAACUGCUGCUAGGUCACCAUCAUUGUCCAAAAUGUCAGCUGCCCAAAAAGCAUGCAACCGACUUUUAAUUUGGCUUGAUUUGUAUUUUGCUUGCUCGCACCUGUACCUUUGCGUUGUGGGAAGACGCGCAUGUAUUUAUCUUGCAGCUCGCAGUGGAGAAGCAGGGGGUUAUACAAAGGAAGAGCUUCGUGUUUUACGAGAAACAUCCACAAUCAAUGGCAGGGAGUAUCUGCCUUUUCUAGACGCAAUUGAUAGUCAUGAACGAUUUGCGUUUGCUCAACCGUUUACGGAUCAGCACGGGCUGAUUGCUUUGUCUUCUAAGCAGCGGUCUGGCUUUGUUAAGUGGGUGCGACCAAGCGACUUUUUGAACGAUCCGACAAUGAUUAUCGCUGUUUCUUGUUUCCCGAUCCGUCAAACCUGUGUAACUGAUUGUUCUUUUGUGGCCUCGAUGGCUGUUGCUGCCCAGUAUGAACGCAGGUUCAAAAAGCGCCUUAUAACUAACAUUAUUUAUCCACAAAAAAAGAACGGUGAGCCCGUCUACAACCCAUGCGGUAAAUACAUGGUAAAACUCCACCUAAAUGGCGUUCCUCGGAAAAUAAUUAUCGACGAUCGGUUGCCCAUGGGCUACCACGACGAACUGUUGUGCUCUUUUUCGACGAACAAAAAUGAACUCUGGGUCUCCCUUCUUGAGAAAGCCUAUAUGAAAGUUAUGGGUGGUUACGACUUCCCCGGUUCAAAUUCGAAUAUCGACUUGCACGCAUUGACUGGCUGGAUUCCAGAACGUGUCUCAAUAAAAUCAAGUGGCACUAACGAAUUCGACGCGGACCGCGAGUUUCGGCGUCUGGAAAAGCGAUUUCACCGAGGUCACUGCCUGGUGACUGUGGCGACAGGACUGCUCACUCCAGAAGUCGAACAGCGCAGCGGUUUAGUUCCCACUCAUGCUUAUGCUCUUCUUGACAUGCGGCAAGUCGACCAAACAAAGCUUCUGCUUCUCAAGAAUCCGUGGAGUCGAACGCGCUGGAAAGGCAACUUUUCCGAUCAGGACACUGAACGCUGGACACCUGAGAUGCAAAGGAAGCUUGAUUACGAUCUGAACAGCGCCCGUUAUGUUGACAAUGGCGUAUUUUGGAUCGACUAUAAAUCGCUCCUCUACUUCUUUGAUGUCUUCUAUAUCAAUUGGAAUCCCGAACUUUUCCCUUACACCACCUGUGUUCAUAGUGAGUGGUCUGCUUCUGAGGGGCCGAAGAAGGACGUUUAUUCAUUCGCAAAUAAUCCACAGUAUACUCUGGAGGUUCAGGCCAAGUCCCAAGCUCCUGUUUGGGUGCUUCUUACUCGGCACAUUACUAAUAAGAAUGACUUUGCCCACAAUAACGAGUUUAUUGGAUUGGUCGUAUACAAGGACAUUCAGAGCCGGAAGGUCUACCACCCCAACGACCCAGUUCCAUUGAAGGAUAGUGUGCGCAUCAACUCACCGCACUGCCUCAUUCAACUUGUUCAGGAGCCGGGAACCGUCACUUACACCCUUGUAGUCUCUCAAUAUGAGAAGAAUGUCACCAUCCAGUACACGCUCCGCGCCUACUCUACUGCUCCCAUGCGAUUUAGCCCUAUCACUGAUCCCUACACCGUGACCAAGACGAUAAAUGGGGAAUGGAAGGGCAACACGGCGGCAGGGUGUCAGAACUAUGCCAACUUUGACAAAAAUCCUACGUUCACGUUGGUGUGGCCGAAUAACGAAGUGGAUAACCAAGUGCUGGUAGAGGUACGUGGUCCGCGUGACUUCGCUAUCGGGUUCACAUGGGACGUCGUAAGCCUCACUAACCCUUCGCCUCUCAAUUCUUCCCGCUCCCUCUCCACCGGCAACUACCGUGCUGAAGUUGUCUUUGUGAUUGGUCUUAGUCGGGGCUACACUAUGCUGGAACUAGCAGGACUGUCGGGAGGGCGGUAUAAGAUAACAUUAGCGACCUUCGAACCACUUCAAGAGGGCCCCUUCAUUCUAUCGGUGAAGAGCACUCGCCCACUGACCCUCACUCGGCUUCAAUAA